Centropristis striata (black sea bass) is the source of this 4153-nucleotide messenger RNA. It is a transcript of the gene ksr2, whose product is annotated as kinase suppressor of ras 2. The record is from RefSeq and is a predicted model, not a curated record. Gene Ontology annotation, biological process: protein phosphorylation. Lineage: Eukaryota; Metazoa; Chordata; Actinopteri; Perciformes; Serranidae. The transcript is spliced from 21 exons. Gene Ontology annotation, molecular function: protein kinase activity; ATP binding. Bases 627 to 3509 code for a protein of 960 amino acids.
CACACAGGCCUGGAGAGGCUGUAGCAGCGAGCCCACCGCACUCCGCGCAAAUCUCGCGAGAGCGGCCCCUCACGGCGGUGCCUGGGCGAUGCGAUGCUGUUGCUGUUGCUGUGGGUUUGAUUGACAGGAAACAUGUCGGUGUGGUGGGAGCGAACCGGGAUGCAGCUGCUGCCAAGGGAGACAGGGAGUACCUGCAUCCAGUCCACACAUCAGCACCUUUAAAACCAGCAGGCUUCCCCUCCUCGAUACGGCUCAACUGCUUCUCUCUCCUGCUUCUUCUUUUUUUUUUUUUUGAAACAUCCAUUUGAAAACGAAGGGGGCACCCAAUGGAUGCUGUGGCAAACCGUGUAGUCCCGCUCGGUAUCUUCAUAUUGUGUUUGAUUUAGCCUGCAACACCUUGAUGAAGCAGCAGGAACUACGAGGACUGUUGUUGCAAUGGAGUCGACUCUCUCACGGCUCAAACCGCGUCUGUAAACCUACAAUCUGUUUCAUGGCGUUUUGCAGGUUGCUCUGCUCCGUGGGCUUCUCCACGUUUCUUUUCUGAAUUAUUAUUUUUUCUUUUUUUCUUUUUCUUUUUUUUUUUAAGUGCAAAAGGGGAAAAAUAACGACCACUGCUCCGCAAAACUAUGAACGAGGAGAUGACAAAAAGCGAGGAGCAGCAUCUUAGUUUGCAGAAAGCCUUGCAGCAGUGCGAGUUGGUGCAAAAUAUGAUAGACAUAAGCAUUUCUAGUUUGGAGGGUUUACGGACCAAAUGUGCCACAUCCAACGACUUGACACAAAAAGAGAUACGAACGCUGGAGGGGAAGUUGGUGAAGUACUUCAGCCGCCAGCUGUCCUGUAAGUGCAAAGUGGCCUUAGAGGAGCGAAGUGUCGAGCUGGAGGACUUCCCUCGCCUCGGACACUGGUUCCGCAUCGUCAACUUGAGGAAGGAGGUCACACAGGAGAUGAGCCCAGGUGAGGUGACCCUGGAGGGCCUGCUGGAGCUGAGUGAGGAGCAGGUGUGUGAGCUGCUGCAGAAGUUCGGUGCCAACGAAGAGGAGUGCGCCCGACUCAACGCCUCGCUCUCCUGCCUCAGAAAGGCCCACCAGCUCGAACAACUUGAGGAGGAUAAAUUGCACAGUAAUGGAGGGAGCCAGGCGAAGCAGGACUGGUCCAUCCAGUGGCCCACCUCUGAAUCGGGCAAAGAAAACACUCCGGUGUGCCAGCCAGAGGUCAGCCAGUGGAUCCGGUACCAGCUCUCCCAAAGCCCCAAAGUCCAGUCCAAGUACAACCAGCACAUGUGCCACAGCCCCCAGGCCCUGGCCCCCCCUUUAUAUGCCGAUCGACUGACCGUCGACAGCCCGGCCACAGGGCUCUUCCCUCCUUUGGACUUUGGUCACCGCUCGCUGCCCCCGUCACCCCGCCAGAGGCAUUUUGGCCACACACCUCCUCGGACUCCCUUGGUGGUCAACACCAUGACCCCGCCUGGCACCCCCCCCAUGAGGCGAAGGAACAAAGUGAAGGCCCCGGGCACGCCACCCCCGCCAAGCCGCAAGCUCAUCCAUCUGCUGCCGGGCUUCACCGCGCUGCACCGCAGCAAAUCCCACGAGUUCCAGCUGGGGAACCGCUUGGAGGACACACAGACACCAAAAGCCAAGAAGAAGACCAAGCCCUUGAACCUUAAGAUCCACAGCAGCGUGGGCAGCUGUGAGAAUCUGCCCACGCAGCGCUCGCCCCUCCACACCGAACGAUCUCUGCGAUCCUUCUUCUUCCCCUCCUUCAUCCCUUCCACACCUCCCGUCCAUGCUGAAACACCCUCUGCAAACACUCUCUCAGUGCCUCGCUGGUCCCCACAGAUUCCCCGAAGAGAUCUGGGAAACUCAAUAAAACACAGGUUUUCUACAAAGUAUUGGAUGUCCCAGACAUGCAUAGUAUGUGGAAAGGGAAUGUUGUUUGGACUGAAAUGUAAAAACUGCAAGCUGAAGUGCCACAACAAAUGCACCAAAGAAGCCCCACCUUGCCAUUUAUUGAUCAUACAGCGAGGCGGACGAGAAUCCCUCAAAGAUCACCAAGGAACAACUCAAGUAGCUCGUCUGGUACGGACCGAAUCAGUGCCAUGUGACAUCAACAACCCGCUCAGGUACACAGACCUGCACAUCAGUCAGACGCUUCCCAAAACCAACAAAAUCAACAAGGAUCACAUCCCGGUCCCGUACCAACCGGACUCCAGCAGUAACCCCUCAUCCACCACCUCCUCCACCCCGUCCUCCCCGGCUCCUCCUCUGCCCAGCAGUGCCACUCCUCCCUCGCCCCUUCACCCCUCCCCACAGUCUGCACGGCAACAGAAACAGUUCAACCUGACAGCCUCCAGUUAUUUCAAAUACAAACAGCAGUUCAUCUUUCCAGAUGUUGCUCCAGAAGCUCCUCCAAGCCGAGCGCCGCAGGUCAUCCUGCACCCUGUCCUGUCUGAACCAGGGAAUGAAGGCAACCCUUUACUUCAAAUCGAAGUUGAACCUACAUCAGACAACGAGGAGGGCAACGACGAGGACUCCGGCGACGAGUUCGAGGAGAUGAACCUGUCGCUCCUGUCGGCUCGCAACUUCCCGCGCAAGCACAGCCAGACCAGCAUCUUCCUGCAGGAGUGGGACAUCCCGUUUGAGCAGCUGGAGAUCGGGGAGAUGAUCGGCAAGGGGCGCUUCGGCAAAGUUUUCCACGGGCGCUGGCACGGCGAGGUGGCCAUCCGCUUGAUCGACAUCGAGCGCGACAACGAGGACCAGCUCAAGGCCUUCAAGCGUGAGGUGAUGGCCUACCGAAACACUCGCCACGAGAACGUGGUGCUGUUUAUGGGGGCCUGCAUGAGCCCACCGCACCUGGCAAUCAUCACCAGCUUGUGUAAAGGCAGGACACUUUAUUCCGUGGUGCGAGAUGCCAAGGUAGUCCUGGACGUUAACAAGACCAGACAGAUAGCACAAGAGAUGGUCAAGGGGAUGGGCUACCUCCACGCUAAGGGGAUCUUACACAAAGACAUGAAGUCCAAAAAUGUGUUUUAUGACAACGGCAAAAUCGUCAUCACCGACUUUGGACUCUUCACCAUAUCUGGGGUUUUGCAGGCUGGCAGCCGGAGAGAAGACAAACUGAGGAUCCCCAACGGCUGGCUGUGUCACCUGGCCCCAGAAAUAAUCCAGCAGCUCUCUCCAGACACAGAGGAGGACAAGCUUCCUUUCUCCAAACAGUCAGAUGUCUUUGCUUUCGGCACCAUCUGGUACGAGUUACACGCACGUGAGUGGCCUUACAAGAGUCAGCCAGCAGAGGUGAUCAUAUGGCAGAUUGGCAGCGGGAUGAAGCCGAACCUCGCGCAAACUGGCAUGGGGAAGGAGAUAUCAGACAUUCUGCUGCUGUGCUGGGCGUUCAAGCAGGAAGAGCGGCCCAGCUUCUCCAAGCUGGUAGAUUUACUGGAAAAGUUGCCAAAACGGAACCGUCGCCUUUCCCACCCAGGGCACUUCUGGAAGUCAGCUGAGUAUGUCAAAUGAGUUAGGGACACAAAACAGCAAACAAUCAGCAACUAUUUAAAAAAAAAAAACAACAACAAAAAAAACAGCCGCCAUAACUCUACAUAAAUAACCCACCUCCUUAAAGAAUGCACUGAAUCCAAAAGCCAGCCCAGUGAUGAAAACUGCCCGCGCUGUGUGUAUUUUCAUGGAAUGUUGGCAUGUGUGUGUACAGAUAAGUUGACUGUCCAGCUUCUCAAAGCAGUCGGGACUCAUAUUUUCUUUGGUUUGAUUUGAACCAUACUGGAUAUUUUUCCUUUUUAUCUUUUUUUUUUGUUUUUUUUGUCUUUUACUAUUGACUCGAUCCCUUUUCUUCAUAAUAUUUGAUUUAUUUCCUGGAUGUAUCUUGCUUGUAUCUUUCGACUGAUCACAUCAUCUUGGAUUUAAAAAAAAAAAAAAAGAAAGAAAAAAAAAGAACAAAUGUCAAUUAUUUUUCCUCAUGUCUUCUUCUUCUUUUCUCGUAUGAAUGAAUGUAACUGUCACACAUUGUAUAUUUUCAUAGCAUUGUCUUUGCCAUUCCUUAUGUCUGUCAACUGUGUAGACCAUUGUGUCAGUUUUUACCUCAUGGUCUCUCAUGUGUGGAUGUCUGUACAGGUUACAUGUUUGUCUCAAAAAGCUUUAUUUAA